CAAACUCCCUGGUAACAGGCAAAUUGACUCAGCGGGCCAACCCAAGAUGCACUUGACGCUGCGCGGGCCAGCAGCGCCCCCGCCCCUUCGGGCGAAUCUCGCCUCUGGCCGCUGCUUCGCGGGGAGCCCGCCUCCGCACUCCGCUGAUUGGCUGCACCGGCCCGCUCUUCACGCUCUUUUGUCUCAGCGGGCGGAGGAUAAAAGCCUCCGUAGCUGCCUUGGGAACUGCGCUGCCUCGACUCGGCUACCCCUUGCUGGGCCGCCGUGCGAAGCAGCUCCCUCGAGCAGCCCCGGGUCGCUUAGCGGCUGAGGCUGCGCGAGUCCUUUCUCCUUCAGGGCCGCGGAGACUGGAAGGCGGACUCCACAGCUUUGGUGCUGGAGCCUCAGCUGCCUGCCAGUGCAGCGCAGUAGGUCGUCAGAGCCACAUUCGAACUUAAAUUCUGUGCGGCUGCUUGCAGAACUGUCUUGACGCCAGCCUAGAGGACCCGGAUCUGUGACCCCCUGUGGACAGAGAUCGACUGUACCCCCGAGGCGAGUUUUCUCACCGAGUGCAUCAGUUGCAGAGGCUGGAAAGGAAAUAAAGGCGCACUCUUGCUUCUGAGCUCGUCCCCUACGGAAAUAGGAGGAAGGAAGAGCCACCCUUCUCCCUGAACACCUGCAGAUCAGGCUUUUCUAAAAAGCCUGAGCAUCUUGUUAUAUUCAGACAGUUUGUCAUCUUUAGUCAUGGCUAGCCUCAUUGCACGUGUGGGUAACAGCCGUGGGCAGAACGCGCCCUUGCCGCCUUGGGCGCAUUCCAUGCUGAGGUCCCUGGGGAGGAGUCUUGGUCCUUUAAUGGCCAACAUGGCAGAGAGAAACAUGAAGUUGUUCUCUGGGAAUGUGGUGCCAGCCCAGGGGGAGGAAACCUUUGAAAACUGGCUGACCCAAGUCAAUGGGGUCCUGCCAGAUUGGAAUAUGUCUGAGGAGGAGAAGCUUAAGCGCUUGAUGAAAACCCUCAGGGGCCCUGCCCGAGAGGUCAUGCGUUUACUUCAGGCAGCCAACCCCAACUUAAGUGUGGCAGAUUUCUUGAGGGCCAUGAAAUUGGUGUUUGGGGAGUCUGAAAGCAGUGUGACUGCCCAUGGUAAAUUUUUCAAUACCCUGCAGGCGCAAGGGGAGAAAGCCUCCCUUUAUGUGAUCCGUUUGGAGGUGCAGCUCCAGAAUGCUAUUCAGGCAGGCAUCCUAGCUGAAAAAGAUGCCAACCAGACCCGCCUGCAGCAGCUCCUUUUAGGGGCUGAGCUGAAUAGUGACCUGCGCUCCAGGAUUAAGGAACUUCUCAGGCUGUAUGCAAAUGAGCAGGAGCGCCUUCCUGACUUCCUGGAUUUAAUCAAAAUGAUAAGGCAGGAAGAGGAUUGGGAUGACACCUUUAUUAAACGGAAGCGGCCCAAAAGGUCUGAGUCACUGGUGGAUAGGGCAUCUAGCCCUGUGUCGUUUCAGGCCCCCCCACCGGUAGCCAAUGGCAGUGCUGACUGCAAUGUGAUAGAGAUAGAUGACAGCCUGGAUGACUCAGAUGAGGAUGUGAUCUUGGUGGAGUCUCAGGAUCCUCCACUUGGUGCCCCCUCCUUCAGAGAUAGGGCCAGAUCUCAGGAUCAAGUGCUGUUUGUUGAUUCCACCAACAAUUAUGUGCCUCAGGUUGCUUCCUCCAGUGAUGGUUCUGGGCAUAAGAAUGAUGGCCCUGGGGAUGUGCGUAGAGGCAGGAAGCGAAAAUACACAAUCCGCUGCUCAUAUUGUGGGGAGGAGGGACACUCAAAGGAAACCUGUGACAAUGGGAGCAACAAGGGCCAGCUUUUUGAGAAUCUGAUCAUCACCCUGCAAGAGCUGACCAAUCACAAGGAGGAGGGGUCAGGCACACACCAUGACCUCUUUGAGGCAGAGGAAGGUGAUGGCCACCAGCUUUAAAUGAGCCCUUACCUAUAUUCAGAGUCCAUGGGAAAACGGGGGAGGGGGGGGCUUCUAAUUGCAUGAGUCAUUCCACAAAGCGGCUAUCUUUUGGGGUGGAGGAGAAGAGGGUCUUGGAUACCAGCACAGUUGAGGGAGAUGGCCUGACCUCUGCCCUUGCUUUCUCACCCUGCUGCCUACGGCUCUAUCUUGUGUGUAUGCCCAUUUCCCUGAUGGCUUUAUUCUCUUUGUGAAAGUAGUACCAUUCAUUGUUAAAUCUUCAAAGUACAAAAAGUAAAAAUUACCCCAAACCCUCCACCCUUACAUAACUAUUGUCAACCCUUUGAUGAGCAUCCUUCUAGGUAUUUCCCUAUACCAGUGUAUCCAGAUAGAUAUAUGUAUAGAUGAAAGUAAAUAUAAGUGCUGUUCUAUACUCUGUAUUUUUUCACCAAACAAUAUAUGUUGUGAGCUGCUUUCUAUGUCAAUAAAUAUAUCAGCAUUGA
Molecule: messenger RNA, 2414 nt
Organism: Nycticebus coucang (slow loris)
Lineage: Eukaryota; Metazoa; Chordata; Mammalia; Primates; Lorisidae
Gene: ZCCHC12
Product: zinc finger CCHC-type containing 12
Exons: 4
Coding region: 724-1932 (402 amino acids)
Cellular component (GO): nucleus
Source: RefSeq, a predicted model, not a curated record